Molecule: messenger RNA, 1086 nt
Organism: Penicillium antarcticum
Lineage: Eukaryota; Fungi; Ascomycota; Eurotiomycetes; Eurotiales; Aspergillaceae
Product: phytanoyl-CoA dioxygenase family protein
Exons: 1
Coding region: 1-1086 (361 amino acids)
Source: RefSeq, a predicted model, not a curated record
AUGCUAUAUAGAUCUGGACGCACGGACCGCCAACCAAUCAAGUCGAUAUCAAAAUCGCUUAUCAUCCAUCCCCGCUCCUCCCCUCACUGCUUCCCAGAACUUCCCUCUCUCACCCCCAGGGACAACACACCUGGAAACCCCAACAUGUCCGGCCUCACCGAAUCCCAAGUCGCCUCCUUCCGCAAGAACGGGUACCUAGUACUCCCAGACUACCUAAGCACAGAAGAAACAAACAACUUAAUUAACGAAACAAACAACCUCCUCGCCACCUUCCCACUAGAAUCCCACCCCCUAACGCAAUUCACGACAGGCGAUGGAGCAGACGAAAGCGCCAACCACGUGGGCGACGACUAUUUCCUAACAUCCGGCGACAAAAUCCGCUACUUCUUCGAGCCAGAUGCCCUGAGCACAGAGCCAGACCCGCUAACAGGCCGGGCAGCUCUCCUCAAACCCAAGAACUUAGCCGUUAAUAAAAUUGGCCAUUCGUUGCAUACCCUAUCACCGCCCUUCAAAGCCGUCUCCCUGAACAAGCGCAAUGCGGCUGUUGCGAAGUCGCUUGGUUUUAGCGAUCCGCGCGUUCUGCAGUCUAUGGUUAUUCUGAAACAACCUUCUAUUGGCGGUGCUGUGCCCUCGCAUCGCGAUUCAGAGUUCCUUUAUACCGAUCCGCCGUCGGCUGUUGGGUGGUGGUAUGCUUUGCAAGAUGCCAGUCCUAAGAAUGGCACGUUGGGUAUGUGGAAGGGUUCGCAUACGGGUGCGAAGGGGGGUCAUAUUAAGCGGCGGUUUGUGAGGGGUGCAGAUGGGGGUACGGAGUUCAUUGAGAAUGAGGGUCCUGCUUUGCCGAGGGGGAUGGAGGAGGAGGAGGCUGGUUCGGGGCCUUCUAAGGAGGAUUUGGAGAUUUUGGAUAUUAAGGCUGGGUCGCUUGUGCUUAUUCAUGGGAAUGUGUUGCAUAAGAGUGAGAAGAAUACUAGUGAGCGGAGUCGGUAUGCUUAUACCUUCCAUGUUAUCGAGGGGGCGGAGGGGUGGGAGUAUGAUGAGCGGAACUGGUUGCAGCCUCCUGCGGGGGGAUUUUCGAAGUUGGAGAGGUAA